AACGGCCGCUCUGUCCUGGCUCCUUCGCCUCGCCGAGUCACAUUUGCCACGUCGUGGAGAGUAUAGGAACUCGGCAGACCAGCAAGAUGCUCCGGGCUAUGCAGGUCGUCCUCAGGGGGGAGGGCCGUCGUGCUGCGGCGGCUGGCUUGACCGGCCACUGCGGCUACUCCACGGCCUCGAGCUCCCAGAGGUUGGCUGGUAAGGUGGCCGUUAUCACCGGCGCCGCUAGCGGCAUCGGCAAGGCGACGGCCGCGGAGUUCGUCAGGAACGGCGCCAAGGUCGUGCUCGCCGACGUCCAGGACGACCUGGGCCGCGCCCUGGCGGCCGAGCUCGGCGCUGACUCCGCGUCCUACACCCGCUGCGACGUCACGGACGAGGCGCAGGUUGCGGCGGUGGUCGACCUCGCCGUGGCCCGCCACGGCAAGCUGGACAUCAUGCUCAACAACGCCGGCAUCGUGGGCUCCCUGGCGCGGCCCGAGCUGGGCGCUCUCGACCUCGCCGACUUCGACGCCGUCAUGGCGAUCAACACCCGGGGCGUCAUGGCCGGCGUCAAGCACGCAACCCGCGUCAUGGCGCCGCGCCGCGCGGGCAGCAUCAUCUGCACGGCCAGCAUCGCCGGCGUGCUGGGCCAGCUCACGCCGCACCCGUACAGCGUCUCCAAGUUCGCGGUGGUGGGGCUCGUGCGCGCCGUAGCCGGGGAGCUGGCGCGCUCGGGCGUGCGCGUCAACGCCAUCUCGCCCAACUACAUCCUGACGCCGCUGGUGAAGCGCAUCCUGCAGGAGUGGUACCCGGAGGCGAGCGGCGAGGAGCACCGGCGGAUCGUGGAGAGCGACAUCAACGAGAUGGAAGGCGUGGUGCUGGAGGUGGAGGACAUCGCCAAGGCGGCUCUGUACCUGGCGUCUGACGACUCCAAGUACGUCAACGGCCACAACCUCGUCGUCGACGGCGGGUUCACGGUGGGGAAGGCACCCAACAUGCCGGCACCGGCGCAGUGAAGGGACACAACCGGAGUCAGCGUAUUGCUCUACCGGAACAAAUCUGUUUAUUUCUUCAGCAUUGCAAAAGAAAACCUUCGUGAUGAAUGAACUGUGUCACUUCAAAAAAAAUAAUUCUCGUAGACUCGUAGCGAACUCUACUUCUGGGAUUGGACGUUGACUUAUUUGUAUGUUUAUUUUUAUUUUGCGAGGGAAUUGGACGUUGACUU
This is a messenger RNA of Triticum dicoccoides, 1204 nucleotides long. RefSeq names its product momilactone A synthase-like. The transcript is spliced from 2 exons. Bases 87 to 995 code for a protein of 302 amino acids. Lineage: Eukaryota; Viridiplantae; Streptophyta; Magnoliopsida; Poales; Poaceae. The record is from RefSeq and is a predicted model, not a curated record.